UGAUCUCUAAUAUUAGCAAUGACUGAUCUAAUUUUGUUAACAUUACAGGAUAUUCCACAAAGUGGCAAGUUCAAGAAGAGAUCAUUACAAAAUGAGGAAGACAUGAGAAUUAUGUUCGGUGACAUCACUAAUGAUGAAUCUGAUCAUUGGAAUCCUAUGAGUUCUAAUCCCAUCAUACCUCCAUCUCGAUAUGAUGUUUAUGAUAUUCCAGAAGAUGUUGAUGGUGGGGAUGAGUUUUUAAACAAUGACGGUGUGGCUGGAGAUGAGACCAUCAAUGACGAGGAGGUUGAUCAAGAUGAGGAGAUGACUCCUUCUCCUUCCAUUAUUCUAGGAAAGAAAAGAGGUCAAGGUGGACAUGACAAAGUGAAGAAACAAAGAGUGGGCAGAGCACUUGUCAUUCAGGAAGCAGUGACAAAGAUUGCUGAAAAUGCCUCUUCUUUUACAUCAAUAACACUUGGCCAAGCUACUGUCCAACAAGUCAUGGACAUGGUUUUAGAAUAUGGGGUAGGCUAUGAUACAGAUGAACAUUACAUUGCAACUGAAUUAUUUGUCAAGAAGGACCAAAGGGAAACGUUGAUCACCCUUCCCACCAAUGAGAUUAUAUUCAAUUGGCUUAGGAGGAAAUAAAAUGACAAAUAUGGCAAUUGAACUAUUUUAUUUUGUCAUAUUUGAUGUCAUUUGAAAUUUUUAUCUUGUAAGGUUUGAUGUCAUUUGAACUAUUUUAU
Panicum virgatum (switchgrass) is the source of this 725-nucleotide messenger RNA. RefSeq names its product zinc finger CCCH domain-containing protein 43-like. Lineage: Eukaryota; Viridiplantae; Streptophyta; Magnoliopsida; Poales; Poaceae. The transcript has a single exon. The coding region runs from base 19 to 627 and encodes 202 amino acids. The record is from RefSeq and is a predicted model, not a curated record.